GGCGAGAGGCGGGGUCCACCCUGGACAGGUCACAUAGGAAGUAGUCUGUUAUUUUCUGUGUGAGCCAGCUGAGACAGUGACGGCCCUGUAAAUAACCCGGCCUCUGUAAAAAUGUGGAAACUGAGACGGCGUGGGAAGAUUCAGGGGAAUGCUUUGUCUACCUUCAGUGAUAGUAAUCGAUGUAUCCAUCAGCACAGAUGGAGAAUGCAGGAAGCAACAAUGUGGCCUGCAAAUAAAAGACGUGUUAUUGGCCAAGGAGGCUUGACGUGAAUGGAGCUCUACUGGGUCCUAAUGCCCGCCCAGGCUCUGACAGCCAGCCACCUCAGUUGGAGACUGCUAAUAUCCUCCAGUGGUAACAGGGUUUUACAGGCUGUUUAUUUUUGUGAGAAACUGCUUGUGUAUGUGGGGAUGUCCUCAGGCAAAUGUAGAAGUACUCCCUGGAGUAUAGCUACGAUUUCCCCUGGUUAGGAAUCACUGAAGGCUAUUAGAUCCUUAACACGUAAGUAAUGGUUAUUAUGGUUAAUGCACUUCUGCUAAGGAUCAUAAAUUAGGACUUGAUGCAGCAGCCCGCCACAGUACCAGGCUCCUGUCGGAGGCGGACACUAUGACCCGGCUGCUCCCUCCUCCAUGCAGCAGCAGCGCUGUCGCCACCAGAGGAGGACGACAAAUCUGCAGCUCACAGAAUGAAGAGAUCAAAAUGAUGCUGCCUGUAAAAAGGGAUUAAACGGAAGCAAUCUGUCGCCAGCUGUGUCUGGGCGCCACCUCGCUAGGCUCGGCUGCUGGUGGAUAACACAGAUUUGCCACCAGGGGUUGCGAAAGGAGACAUGCCGUCGCUGAGCACCCGUUGCGACGCUUGACUGACCAUGAUGAAGACCGAACCCACAUCCAAGAGCACCGGCUCUGGUUCUACGCUCAGGAGCCCAUCCCCGCACAGAAACGCGUACGAGGCGGGGAUGCAGGCCCUGAAACCCGUCAAAGACAAUGCUGCGAAUGGGGACGUGCAGGAGGGCCCCCGAGGGCGCAGGUACGGCUCCAACGUGCACCGUAUCAAAAACAUGUUCCAGCAGAUGCAGACAACAUCUCCAGCCGAUGCAGAAGGAGAGGACGGAGCCAGAAACGCUGACAAAUCGGUACGCCUGUCCCUACCCAGAGCCGGGAGUCUGAAUGAGAACGUGGACCACAGCGCGCUCCUGAAGCUCGGAUCCACCGUGUCCGAGCGCGUCAGCAAGUUCGACACCAAAUCGGAGAACGGGCACCAGCGGGCCUCGUCGCCCAGCUACUCCAAGCUGCAGGAGACCCGUCGCAUCUUCGAACAGCAGCAGGAGAAGCAGCAGCAGGAGAAGCUGGGCACCCCCAGAGCUCCUCUUGAGGGCACCAGUGAGGCGGUGUCCCCUACAGUCAGCCAGCUCAGCGCUGUGUUUGAACGGGCAGCAGAGCUCCGGAACAACCUCCACCGCCUUUCCUCUACCCCACCGCUCCCUUCCCGAGGGGUCAGCGCCAAGGUGGGCGUAUUGAACUCCAAAAUAAUCACAAAGAAGGUUAGUGCCUUUGCAGCAGGCAACCAGGAAGAAGAGAAAAGCAAUCAGAAGGGCCAAGAGGGGCCUCCAAGGGGCCCCAGGGGGAGGGUAACUCCCCCUUCUGAAAGCAUUAAUGGAGGCCAGAGUGUUGGCCAAAACACACCUGAACUUUACAGUACUGUAGGGGAGCCAAAUGAAAAGACAGUUUCAGAUGCAGGCGUUGAGGCCAAAGCUAAGGAACACUCUGGGGCCACGGAGCCUAGCAGCACAACACUGCAAGGUGACAUCCGCAUCUCUGUGGAGAAUGGAGAAGCUGUUGCUGAGAAGCAGAGCUCUUCAAAGGGAGGAGAUGUGCUCAGGCAGGAGGGGGAGACGGCCGAGGAUGCAGAGGAGGAAGACAGGACUCUCAGAGAUGACCAGUCAGGCUGUAACUCUGUAGAUAUCAGUACCUACAGCACAGUGGGGGAGGAGUUUGGAGGAAGCCAGGUAGAUGAGGAAGAAGAUGAGGGUGAUGAUCGCUAUGAACCUGAGUCCAGCUGUGUGGAGAUCGCUGGGCUGCCUGUGGAGGAGGACCCACCCCCUUCCAGGAAGAUUCGUUUCAGCAUGGAGCCCAUCAAGGUGUUUGCCACUUACCCCAACGAGGACUAUGACAGGCGUAAUGAAGAUGUAGAUCCCAUGGCAGCAUCUGCUGAAUACGAGCUGGAGAAGAGGGUGGAGAGGCUGGACCUGUUCCCCGUCGAGCUGGAGAAAGAUGGCGAUGGCUUGGGCAUCAGUAUCAUCGGGAUGGGUGCGGGGGCUGACAUGGGCCUGGAGAAGCUGGGCAUCUUUGUCAAGACAGUCACAGAAGGGGGAGCAGCACACAGAGAUGGCAGGAUCCAGGUGAACGAUUUGAUUGUGGAGGUGGACGGGACCAGUUUGGUGGGCGUCACCCAGAGCUUUGCUGCCUCCGUACUCAGGAACACCUCAGGAACUGUCAAGUUUGUGAUUGGGCGAGAGAAGCCGGGUGAACAGAGCGAAGUGGCCCAGCUCAUCCAGCAGACCCUGGAGCAGGAACGCUGGCAGAGGGAGAUGAUGGAGCAGCGCUACAACCAGUAUAUGGACGAACAAGAGGGUGGUGAAUAUGGCACAGAUGAGGAAGAGGAUGAAGAAGAAGAGGUCAGUCCGCCGUAUCCCAGUGCCAUCGAAGUGUUUGACUUGGCGGAGAAUGAGGACAUGUCGCCUCUGGAGACAGACCCUGAGAAACUGGCCCAUAAAUACAAAGAGCUCCAAAUAAAGCAUGCUGUGACUCAGGCUGAAAUCCAGCAGCUGAAAAGAAAGCUGCAUCAUGCGGAGCAGGAGAAGCAACGCUGGCGAAUGGAUAAGGCCCAGCUGGAACAGACCCUGCAGGAGAACAAGGAGCGUAUGGAGAAGCUGGAGGGCUACUGGAUGGAAGCUCAGAGCCUGUGCCAGGCAGUGGACGAGCACCUGAAGGAAACACAGGCCCAGUAUCAAGCCCUGGAGCGCAAGUACAGCAAAGCCAAACGCCUGAUCAAGGAAUAUCAGCAGAAGGAGAUUGAGUACCUGAAGAAGGAGACCCAGCGUUGUGCACAAGUUGGGGCUGAGGCCUCUCUUCUGAAAGAGGAGUCUGGACAACUCCAGGAACAGGUGGCUGACCUGGAGUGCAGGGUCGAGGAGCUUAAAUCUGAACCUUUAUAAAAGCCUUUUUCCAUUACAUAUCUCAUGAAAGAACUUCACCAGGUGAAGUAGAAGACAGUGUUAUUGUACUCGAAAUGAACUGCAGGGUAUUUCUCGUCUCCAGCCCGGGCUUGGUUUCUGGUCGCAUACUGUAAAUGUGUCCUCAGGCUUUGUAUUUCAGCCACUUAAACAUUUUAACUCUUUCUGUUAACAUUUAUGGGGAUGUGAAGAAUGCUCUUAUCAUCACAUACACAGACUCUGCUGAGGUCUAGAUGUACUGUCUCUUUUUCAUUUUCAGACUUCAGUAUUUACUCCCUUCAUUUGUGGUUUUGUGACAGACCAGGCUGUUGCUUUUAAUUGCCAAAACAAAAUUGUUUUCUUUCACCUAGUUUUGUGACCUUUCUGAGUUUGUACAGAUGUGAUACUGUGUGAUUUAACAAUCAGUUUGGUUUGUAAAAAUUUUUAAUGUGUAUAACAUUUAACAUAAUAUAAACUAAUGAGAUUGACAGGUGUAUAUUUUGUGAGAAAGAUGUGUAAAUUGGAAGACUGCACUGAAGAGGACGUCAAUACGGUGCUUCAACGGAGUGAAGGAAUGUUUGUGGAACAUUGUUUGAGCUGUCUUUGAAAUUGUACAAAUAGUAACCCAACCUUCAUAGAGAUCUUGUCACUUAACUUUGAGAACCAACUGCUGCCUACCUUUCAGAAGUGUUUGUGUAUUUUUUACACAAUCAAGACUCACUAAUGAGCAACCGGUCCUCUGGUUUCAGCUCACUUCUUUCAUAAAACAAACAAACAAAAAAACAAAAGAAGAAAAAAGGACCACAGAAACAAGCCUCCACAACUGCUGUGCCACAAAUAAAAACGGAUCAUCUUUCCCCUCAAAAUGGAUGUUGGCAAGGACUUUUAAAGUGGUUUUAGUCAGGACUACUGACAUGAAACAUUACUGGACUGGGAUGCUGAAGUACUUGUUACCAGUAGUUUGAGAUUUAAACAGCUUGCGUCUCUAACCAGCAGCUGCACUUAACACUGCUACGUGUAGCACAUGGAAAACACUGCCAGGUUUCUACCUGUUUGAAUUUACGCACAGUUCAAAACGAAACUGAAUCUACUUGUUGUCAACUGUUACACCAGUAUGUUUGUAUAGUUCAGGUAAGACUGAAAUAUUUUAAUUUUACUUAAUAUUUAUAAUAUAGUCAAGAUGGAAAGAUGAGCUAACAAGGACAAAAACAAUGUUCGACAGACAAAGCUAGAUUGUAAUGUAAAAAAAGUAGAUCUGGAUGACAAUAACUACAAUUGAUGAGCUGAAAAAAAUAGGCAUGGUUAUGAGUAUUUUCAUAAUAUUAAGGCCUGUACAGUGCAUAUGCUUUGCAUUGUAUGUUUUGUGGAAUAAAUGGUCAACAGUGA
Messenger RNA from Monopterus albus (swamp eel), 4595 nucleotides. RefSeq names its product neurabin-2-like. The transcript is spliced from 11 exons. Gene Ontology annotation, biological process: neuron projection development; calcium-mediated signaling; actin filament organization. The record is from RefSeq and is a predicted model, not a curated record. The coding region runs from base 864 to 3212 and encodes 782 amino acids. Gene Ontology annotation, molecular function: actin filament binding. Gene Ontology annotation, cellular component: dendrite; cytoplasm; actin cytoskeleton. NCBI's taxonomy places the organism in Eukaryota, Metazoa, Chordata, Actinopteri, Synbranchiformes, Synbranchidae.